Molecule: messenger RNA, 2396 nt
Organism: Fundulus heteroclitus (mummichog)
Lineage: Eukaryota; Metazoa; Chordata; Actinopteri; Cyprinodontiformes; Fundulidae
Product: ankyrin repeat domain-containing protein 66
Exons: 3
Coding region: 11-517 (168 amino acids)
Molecular function (GO): protein binding
Source: RefSeq, a predicted model, not a curated record
CUUUAGAGCAAUGACAGAGCUGCACCAGGCCGUAGCAGCGGGAGAUACGGAGAAGGUGAAAGAGAUUCUGACUCUGCAGAGAUGCUGUCCCAAUCAGAAAGACAUCGACUGGAGCUCCAAGACACCUUUGCACUGGGCAGCAGCUAAUGGAGAUACAGAGAUCAUCAGGAUCCUCAUAGAGCACGGAGCCAGGCCGUGUCUGAGGACUGAGCACGGGUGGACUCCUGCCCACUUCGCUGCAGAGUCCGGUCGGCUGGCUGCGCUGCGGCUGCUGCACUCGCUCCAUGCGCCCAUAGACAAGGAGGACUGCUGUGGAGACAAACCUGUAAGGAUAGCCGAAAUAUAUGGACACCAAGACUGUGUUCGAUUCCUUAAAAAAGCAGAGCCUGAGGGCCAGGCCUACCGCAAGAAAGCGGCUCAAGCAGGAGUUUCAGUAGAUGACACAGAUGAGGAGUGGAUACAGCAAGACAAAGAACACGAAGAAAAUAUUGUUGCUAAGAGCUGCAAUAAGACGUAGACUGCAAUCUGGUUUAACCAAAACAUCUCUUUUAACAAAAUCUAUCCACGUGUGAAAAGCCUUUUGCCCUAAUGUUUCGCUUCUAUCAUACCAGCUAAAACAUGCCCUGCAAUGUUAUUCUGAUCACACUUGGUAUUUGUGUAAACUAAGCUAACCUAUCAAGACCGAAACAAAUAUACAGCUGAUGCAAAGGAUAACACAAACAAUCAUAAGGCUCAGUGAUACAUUUAUAUACUGUAUGUACAAAUCGUAAUAACCAUUCACAUGAAAAGGUCAAUGUGCUCUUAUGAAGUUAUCUUUAGUGAUGCACAAAUGUGAAACUAGCUUUACACGAUGAAGGUGGUUUUAUUUCUUCCAUGUUAACUCCGAUUUGGUGGUGCUCUCGCUGACACUGGAUGCUGGAGCCUGGAGAUCAGAAGAAGAAAAAAUGUGAUGGGAACAAAUAGCCACAGUCAUGUACAAACAUGUAAUUCUAGUGCUUGUGCACCUACUUUCUUCCGUAAGUACUUCCGUAGAGCCUCACGGGUCUGUAGAAAUGAAUGAUAGUAGGAAGUUAUUAAAUUGAUCAAAUGGCACGAAAAUCUUUAAGAUUAACCAUGAUGAAAAGUGGCAGUUAUCUAUAACUGCUUUCAACAGUGUACACAACCCUAUUAGAAAGCCAGGUUUUGGAGACUUAAAAAGUUGAGGACAUAAUAAAUUAUUUCAAAUCUUUUUUCACAUUCAAUGUGACACAUAUCCUGUACAAUUUAACGACAUAAUAAACAAACCUUUAGAACAAAAAUGCUGCAACAACCUGAUUGCAGAAGUGUGCACACCUUUAAACCAAUACUGUGGUUGACCAACAUUUGAAUUCAGUUUUCUUUGGUAGGAGAACUGGGCUUGGCAAUGUUUGCCCACUUUACCUCGCCAAUGUUCGCCAAAAUAACAGAUUGCCCUUAUUAGGGACCCCAAUGAUUUGUUGUCAGAUUUAACUCUGAACUCUGGAUAGGGCCAUUCCAAAACGUCAAACUUUCUUUAGCUAAGCCAUAUUUCUGUUUGUUUUGAGAUAUUUUCAAACCCACAUAAAAUCCCCCAUCAGCCUUUAACUUUCAGGCAGACCUCUGAAGGUUUUGGGUCAAACCUGACUGGUUAAAUAAAAUCCUACUCCUUGACAAACAUCCCAGUUCCAUAAAGAUAUAAGUAACUCAUGACACUAGCAUGAUCCUGUCGCCACCAUGUUUUACUUUGAAUAUGGUGUUUGUUAUUUUGGUGUGCUGUGUUUUUGUAUUGCUUGCUGGCCUUGUGGUCAAAAGUUCAACUUUGGUUUACUCGGACCAUAAAAACAUUCUGCCACAUGUUUUGGGAUAUUUUGGUGUUGUCUGGAGGUGUUGCUUGGAAGGAAAAAAAAGCUUUGGAUUUUUGAUACUCUACUCCUGGUUGAUACCUUUGUACAAUGAGAUCAUUUUGAUCUAAAAAAUGUUUUGUUUGCUAAAUAUGCAAUUGAGCAAUCGUCUUAUGGGGAUAGCUAAACAUAAUUGACUGUAGAGAUAAACCCAAGAGCUCUGAAUGCUGUAAUUAAUUCAGAAGGUUCUUGAACAAUCAAGUUCAGGGUGUGCACACAUGCAGCCGGACCAUCUCAGCCUUUUCCUCCCUUUCCCUUAAGCAAGUUAUCUUUUCAGAUGAAUAAAACAGGAAAUCUGUCACAUUAUAGAUUAAAAAAAGUAAAAAACACCUGAUAUUUCAACACCAGUCUAUACACCUUUUAAAGUAGCUAUAAUUAUACAAAUUGGAACAUUUGCCACUCAGACAGUGUAACAUAAUUAAGCAACAUCAUUAUCUGGCUCAUUUGUCAUUGCCUUACCAUUCUGUCGCCAAGGCAUGUUGUCAACAAAAUGAAAAA